UCCUUUUUUGUGUGCCUCGUAUUUCAGGUGGACGAAAAUAGAAGAUCGGUCUUUUCUUCUUUCUCUGUUUGUAUCUGAAUGCGUGCGAUGGUGGAUCAGUGAUUUAUUGCCUGCCUCGCGGUUCGAACUGAAAGCUUCGGCGAUAAAAAAAAAAAGUACAAAAAAAGGGACGAAAAAAACAGAGCCAAGAAGAAGGAGAAACUGAGCAACGCCAUGUUGGUAGCGUCGUCAUCGUCAUCGACGUUGUCGAGGCCCCCGCUGGCACUGGUUUUGCUGCUGGCACUGCUGUCGACGACGUUGAGCGGGGCGACCAACGACGUGACGUUUGUCGACAACGGGUACGAGAACGUGGUCGUGUCCAUCAGCGACAGGCUGGACAAGGCCCAGUGCCCGGUCAUCGUCCGCAAUUUAUGGGUCUUCGGUUUCAACUCAGAGGUAUUCGGCGAGCCUUUGAAUCCGGUAUGA
Messenger RNA from Notodromas monacha, 465 nucleotides. The record is from the annotation of a GenBank genome assembly. NCBI's taxonomy places the organism in Eukaryota, Metazoa, Arthropoda, Ostracoda, Podocopida, Cyprididae.